This is a messenger RNA of Odobenus rosmarus divergens (Pacific walrus), 911 nucleotides long. RefSeq names its product glutaredoxin (thioltransferase) (gene GLRX). The transcript has 3 exons. Bases 56 to 376 code for a protein of 106 amino acids. The record is from RefSeq and is a predicted model, not a curated record. Lineage: Eukaryota; Metazoa; Chordata; Mammalia; Carnivora; Odobenidae.
CCCGAGCAAUACCUGCAAUUGAGGAUUCCUCCCCAGGAGGCAGCUGCCUGUCAGCAUGGCUCAAGAGUUUGUGAACAGCAAAAUCCAGCCCAGGAAGGUGGUUGUGUUCAUCAAGCCCAACUGCCCCUACUGCAGAAGGACCCAAGAGCUCCUCAGCGAACUGCCCUUCAAACAAGGGGUUUUGGAGUUUGUCGAUAUCACGGCCACCAGUGACACAAGCAAGAUUCAAGAUUACUUGGAAACGCUCACAGGAGCCAGAACGGUACCUCGGGUCUUUAUCGGUAAAGACUGUAUAGGCGGAUGCAGUGAUCUGAUCAAUAUGCAUCAGAGUGGGGAACUGUCGGAGCGGCUAAAUCAGAUUGGAGCUCUACAGUAAUUCUAGGUGACAGAUCCCAGGAUGAUAUCCCGCUGAGAGCUGGAGGGCACUUCCAUGAUAACCACACUUCCUGGUGGAUGGAUCUGCGGCUAAAAUCCACAGCAACUGUUUACUUAAAAUUCUGAUAUAUAUGAACAAAAAAAAGGGGGGGGAUUAUUUUGGCAAAAAGAGCUUCUUCUUUUGACUCAGUAUUAAAAGUGGACCAACUUGCCCCAACCCACAGGUCUGAGAAGGUUGAUGGGUAUCUUGGGUUUCUUCUCGAUUGGCCCUUUGGGUUCCAAAAGACCAUGACAAGUGAUGGCUUAGGAUUCACUCAAUGACCCAAAAGGUUGUCUUUCUCUUUGGCACAUGUCUGUUACUAACUGUCCCAUAUGCUAGGACACCUCUACCUCUAAGCCAGUGUUUCUCAACUAAGUUUAUCCCAGGCCCCCCAGGAUGAAUCUGUAAUUGGUUUUCUGCUACUGCCUGAAAGGUACUUUGUUGAGUUUGACUUUAUAGAAUUUGCAUUACAAAAACAAUAGGUCUUUUGAAUGUG